Messenger RNA from Anopheles cruzii, 1058 nucleotides. It is a transcript of the gene bug, whose product is annotated as thioredoxin domain-containing protein 15. Gene Ontology annotation, biological process: cilium assembly. The transcript has 2 exons. Lineage: Eukaryota; Metazoa; Arthropoda; Insecta; Diptera; Culicidae. The record is from RefSeq and is a predicted model, not a curated record. The coding region runs from base 50 to 1000 and encodes 316 amino acids. Gene Ontology annotation, cellular component: cilium.
GCCAUUGUCACAACACUUCGCAACGCGUAACAUUACCUCUAGUUUCCCAAUGAAUUCUGUAAAAUUUUCACUCGCUUUAACGUUAGGCCUCAUUCUAGUCCAUGGCGCUGCGAUAGCAACGGCUUAUCAGUUCACUAGUUUCGAGUUCUACGCACAGUUUCUCAAUGGAGAGUUUCUCGAAACGAACCUCUUCGGAGGCCGUACGGCGAAAGCAGAAGCGAAGGUCGAAGAAACUGUACAGCAGCCCCGCGAUCCUCAAGCUCCGUCGUAUCUUAGCGGUGUGUAUGAGUAUUUAACUUACUGGGAUCGCCGGUACUGCUCGCUGGCGGGCGAAAGCCGAGAUCCCUCACACGGAAACCAGAAACCACCGUUGAGGGUCGAGUGUAUCCCGACCAACGGUAACGGGACGCUGAAAAUGAUAACGUCGCUAAAGGAAGUGGUCAGCGUGCUUGCACCGCACGGAAACUCGACGAAACGGAACCAGGCCGGAAGCUGUGUGGUGAUGUUGUUUUACAGCAAAACGUGCAUCUUCAGUGCCAUGAUGGCGCCCCAUUUCAACGCCCUGGCACGCCAUUUUUACGACCUAACCGUAGCGGCAAUCGAUGCGAACGAGUUCCAUGUCCUGAACGCCGAGUUUGGCAUCGUGGGUCUGCCAACGAUCAUGUUCUUUCACCAAGGACGACCACUGGUGAAGUACAACCGGUCGGAGAUUUCGGUCGAUUCGCUGUGGAUGUUUGUGACGCGGCACAGCGGCAUGGAGCCAAUGUUGGCGAAUCGCAAAAAGCUGCCCGCCGGCCACUACACGCUGCACUACAUUUCGGACGACUUCAAGGGCCCACUGUCGAACAAGGUCGAAUACAAAACCGACUACUGGCUGUACGUGGCUUGGGCCUUCAUCAUCGUGUGCACGUGUUUCUACUUUUCCAAAUCGACGGUCUAUGCGCAGAUUAUCGAGACGAUAAAGCGGAAUUGGCGAGAAUCGGCCGCACACCACAGUUAAAUCCGAUCUCUGAGCGGGCCAUGCGUGAAGUUGUUAUUACUAUUUCUUUAUUCUUGUG